AUGGAGCCGAUCACGGAGCUGGAAGACUCCCUUGAUACCUUGCUGAAAGUGAUGGCAUCAGCCAUUGCCUACCUCUCACGUAAAUCAGGGCACAAGCAGGUGAACCAGGAGGUGCCACUCACGACAUUGGGUAAUACAGAAGGGCUUAGCGAGGACGUUUUGGCAUCAAAUCGCGAGGAAUUAAUUGAAGAUCUUAUAUCACAAGCGAAAGAUGUCGAGCAGCGUAUAUCAGACUUGAGUCUUGCCUCUGUGAAGGAAGAUGCACAAAUGGAAGAAAUCGUUUCCCUCGAAAAAGAGUUACACGCAGCUAAUCAAGACUAUCAGCAGGCAUUAGACGAUGCAAACGCUCUUUCCGCAAAGCUUCGGGAUGUGCUGAUGCAGCUCACGCAGGACCGACAUACCGCGCGUCAGGUCCUGGAACAGGCAUAA
Messenger RNA from Malassezia pachydermatis, 429 nucleotides. RefSeq lists its product as hypothetical. Gene Ontology annotation, molecular function: transcription coregulator activity. The coding region runs from base 1 to 429 and encodes 142 amino acids. Gene Ontology annotation, biological process: regulation of transcription by RNA polymerase II. Gene Ontology annotation, cellular component: mediator complex. Lineage: Eukaryota; Fungi; Basidiomycota; Malasseziomycetes; Malasseziales; Malasseziaceae. The record is from RefSeq and is a predicted model, not a curated record. The transcript has 3 exons.